AUGAGCGCGUUUGCGCAGCAGCGCUUGGACCUUGCGCUGCGCCAUGGAGCGGGCGUAUUUACCAUCAGCAAGGGUCUGCUUUACGCAUACCCCGUGAAUGAACACGUCCUGCUCUUGGCCGUGCUCGGGGACAACCCGGUGGAGCUGCGCUUUCAUGGGGAGCUAAGCAUCGGAGCCCUUGCUGGCUUGGUAGAAGUCGAUUGUUUCCCCUUGCCCCUAUCUCUCAAAAACCCUAAAACUGCAACGCUGCAAAGCUGUUUCCGCGAAGCCAGCCAUCUCUGGUCUCCAGAGUCAUGGCAAGUCGGCAUCGAGGCCUCCGCACUACCCAGCGCCCACCCCCGUACCGUGCGUCUCAACGCGCGUGCUUCCCAGGAUGAGCCGUCCAGCCCCAAAGCGGAAGAGCCAAAGGUGUUGUUUAACGAGCAAGCGCGCCAUACACCCCGGUUGUCGUGCAUCCCCCACAGCGGCGAGCUUCAGCAUGCUCACCGGUGCCUUGCAGCCACGCUUUUUCAAGAUGCCCCAGCCCAGCGUGGAUGCUGCUUAGCAUUUGUCGCGUCCGCGCCCUCAGCCUUUGCCAAGGCCUUGAAUGGUAGUUCAGACGAUCCCUUCCGCGAUUUUCAUGCUCGAAGCAGUCAACCCCACACUCCAACAGCAUCCUCCACGCCUAGUCGUCGAACCUCAGGCGACACUACCCCUCGGCCACCCCCCUCCUCCGCAAACCCGAUUGUGUCAUUUGUUCCGGCCCAGGAGGUACUCGAUCGACUGCGGCUCUUACUUCCGGCCGGAAUGGCGUUGGCCCCAGCCGAGCAGCCGGGCCUUUGCCUCCCAGAUGCCACAGCGGCUCUGCUCGAGAGCCCAGACUUGUCUGUGGUAAAUGCACCAUCGACUUUGGUUAUGGGUGCAAAAGGUGUGGGCAAGUCCACCCUCUGUCAGCUUCUGAUAAACCGGCAUUUUGAAUCAGGCACCCAGCGUGUCGCAGUGCUCGAUCUAGACUUGGGCCAAAGCUUGUACGCGCUUCCAGGCUCGGUGGCACUACAGAUUGAGAGCGCUGCCAGCUGGCGCGAUCCCGUAACCCGGCUUGGCCUUGCAAGUGACAACCUCAUUUGCUUCUGGGUCGGCUAUGCGAGCCCUAAAUUGUGCCCUGACGUCUACUAUAGUGCGGUGCGCCGAGCUUACGAGGCCUACAAACUUGCUCAUCGCCGUGGUUGCUUCCUGUAUUCACCUGACUGGCUGACGUUGCUCUGUUGCUCUGUGCCCUCUGUCGUUGGGGGAUCGAAGCUUGUGAGUGCCUUGACGGGUGCGCUUGUUGCACUUGUGGAUGAUCCAGACCUGCGGAUGGAGACAAGAGCCAGGCGCAGGUGGGAGGACCAUGCGUUUUCGGAGCGGGACGAUGACCGACAUGAGGAACAUGCGGUAGCUCGUGCGCAUCGGAUGACCGAUCAGAGCAUCGCAAACCUUGGACUCGAAGUUCGAUCUAUAUCUACUGCACCUCGCAUCCUGGGGCUUGGAUGCAUCCACUCGGUGGAGGCAGAGAAAGGCUAUCUUGUGUUGAUAACGCCACUCUCGGACCAUGCCGUGCGAAACUGCCAUGCGCUCUUACCAAGCCACCUUGAGCUUCCUCCCAAGCUGCUAAAGCACCAGUGGCUCAAUCGCGACCAGCGUCGCUUGUUGACGGGAACGGUGGCAGGACACAAUCAGCUGGUGGCUGGCCAUGGGCUGCGCUCUACUCGAAUCAGCGUGGGGCGCUUUCGACCCAACACAAGUUGA
This is a messenger RNA of Monosiga brevicollis MX1, 1767 nucleotides long. RefSeq lists its product as uncharacterized. The transcript has 3 exons. The record is from RefSeq and is a predicted model, not a curated record. Gene Ontology annotation, cellular component: nucleus. Gene Ontology annotation, biological process: cleavage in ITS2 between 5.8S rRNA and LSU-rRNA of tricistronic rRNA transcript (SSU-rRNA, 5.8S rRNA, LSU-rRNA). Lineage: Eukaryota; Choanoflagellata; Craspedida; Salpingoecidae. Gene Ontology annotation, molecular function: polynucleotide 5'-hydroxyl-kinase activity. The coding region runs from base 1 to 1767 and encodes 588 amino acids.